This is a messenger RNA of Lindgomyces ingoldianus, 672 nucleotides long. RefSeq lists its product as uncharacterized. The transcript has 3 exons. The record is from RefSeq and is a predicted model, not a curated record. Lineage: Eukaryota; Fungi; Ascomycota; Dothideomycetes; Pleosporales; Lindgomycetaceae. Bases 199 to 558 code for a protein of 119 amino acids.
CGCGUACCCCCGGUGGGGAAGAUAGCACAGAGCAAGCACAGCCCUUCGUUGUAGUAACACUACUGCAUCCAAGACAGCCCAGCUUCCUGCACUUAAAUACCUGAUUUUCCCUUCAUCCCCCUCCACUCUCAGCUUCAGACUUACCACCACCAAACCCUUCAACAGCCAGCAACGCCUCGUCCAUUACAGCCACCAGUCAUGGAUUUCGUUAACAAGCUCACCGGCGGCGGCGAGCAGAAACACCAGCGCCAGCAGCGCCAGCAGCACCAGCAGAGCUCCUCCAGCGAGCAAAAGGAGGGAGGUGGCCUGUUUGGAGGAAUUGGCAACAAACUGAACGAAGCUGCUGGCGGCGGCCGUGAGAGCGAGAAGAAUGAGGACAUGCUUGAUAAGGGUGUCGACUUCGUCCAAGAGAAGUUCCUUGGCCAGGGGCCUCAGGACAACGAGUCUGCCGUCGAGCAAGCCAAGGAUGAGCAGAUCAGCGACUUCAUCCGGAAACAGUACAAGGGCGCUAUGGGCUCUGACCUUCCCGUCAAGGACAAGGAGACGAGGUUUGGUUAGAACGAUGCGGUCUCCAAUCAUUCAUGUCUAUAUCACUACCCCAUUCUGACUGAGGUGACUGGGCGUUGCCGAGGGUACGACAACGAAACCCCUCAAUAAAUGCAUUGAUACCUG